This is a messenger RNA of Psilocybe cubensis, 2535 nucleotides long. RefSeq lists its product as uncharacterized. The transcript has 8 exons. Lineage: Eukaryota; Fungi; Basidiomycota; Agaricomycetes; Agaricales; Agrocybaceae. Bases 1 to 2535 code for a protein of 844 amino acids. The record is from RefSeq and is a predicted model, not a curated record.
AUGGGACGACGACGCAAACAGAAGAGUUUUCAAGUAGAUGAAUAUGAAUCGCCAGACGAGAAAAUGGUCAAAGAGGCAUUGAAGGGUGACGUGCACACAGACUAUCUAGGGAGAAAACAGCAAACAGUUCGUCUUUCUUUGCCUGUUGGAGUUGACCCCAAACCUUUCCCUCCAUUGAUGUCCAAUGACUCCCCAACACCAACCCUUGAUUGGGUGUUGCAAAAUGAAACUCCAUUUCGUGUGUUUGAUGGUGAUAUUGAAAUACAAGAAAUGGAGGACUGUGAGCUGGAAGCUUUGGGGAUAAUUAAAUAUUUUCGACGCACAGAAGUCCAAUCCGAGCAAUCAGAUAUGACUGAAAAUUCUCAAAAAAAAAGGAAAACCCAUUUGCAUUGGACCGGUACAUAUUUCAGAAGAAUAUCUUCAAAAUCGCUGGGUCUCCGCAUUCAACUUGGCCAUGGUAACGGUAUCUGCGAGGUCCCCAUUCCUGCGUUCAAUGAUAGCUUUGUGAUAAUAUCAGUGAAUGGGAUUCACGAGGUGGCUCUGGAUUACUGUGGAUGUACCAUGGCGCAAUCAAGACCCACUCAACUUCUCCGUGCACGUCUAUUCCCCUCUACAGUCAGCGACCCCAAAACAGCCGCGACCUUCGAAGUUCUCGAAUACUUCCAAAUGCUUUCAUUCAAUACCAAGUCGUCUGGUUUUGAAUUUUAUCAAACAUUAUCAAGGUUGACGGAUAACACAGGAACAAAAUCACCUCCGGAUCGCUACCCUGUCUUUAUGCGUAUUGUCAGAGAAUGGAGGCAUGUUAGGUUGCUUAAGCGCAUGGGGCGUGGCCAUGCAGAAUCGGGUGUUCAAGGGACAAAAGAAGGCGAAUGUGCUGUUUUGUGCCCCGCGUGCCCUCAUCCGGGUAUCAAUAUUCCCGAAGACUGGAAAGAGCGCCCAGAGUCUGAGCAAUGGAUUUACUCGUUAUUUGUUGGAAUUGAUGCAAAUUUUCAACUUAAGAGAAUGAAUGUAUCAAAUGACAAUCGAGAUCCCCCUUUAAACCAUGGCUAUGCUUACAUGGUUGAAGGUAGGAAGUUCAGAGAAUACUUGAAUAUUUAUGAUUCGAAGAUACCCGAUGAGAAAAGUAAUUGCAAUAAUCACGACGCCAUCAAAUCUGCAAGCAUUCGAGGUGGCAAGGGAGCAGCUGCCAGUGGGUUAGGCACUGUUGAAUGCAGUCGGCACGAUAUGAAGCGUCCGGUAUCAGUUGGAGACCUUCAAAAGGGCGAAAGGUAUGUACUUGACAUCGUGUACUUGGUACCAAAGUUUCACCUUCCAGCGCAUAUCCCAAAGUGUCAAACCUCCUUCUUGUUCAAUUUGACUCCUCGAGUUGGCCGCACAGAUGGCGAGUCUCCUGAACGUGGUUGGUCAUCAGCAAAUGGAGUUGCCAGUAGCACGAAGGAGAUGGGGCCUGGAUCUCGGAGCGAUACCCUGGACGACCAUUUUGGGGAUUAUAACUGGCGCAAAAUCAUUGGAAUAGCCGAAACAUUUGUACGCAAGGCAAAAGAAGCCAUUGCCGCUCGGGAGGAACACGUCGAGGCUUUCAUUGAAUUUGAUGCUGCUUUACCUGUAGAAGCUACUACGGAGUGGACCCGGCUAUGUCAGGCGUGGGAGCAGGAUCCUAGCCAGAUAAACCCGUAUGUCAUCCCAAAAGCAAAGGGGAAAGGUGCCACCGUAACCGAAAGGGACGUACGACUAAAGCUUGCUGCUGAGGAUGCGGCCUCUCUGGCCAGAGGAGACACCGUACAACUGCACGAUGAUAUUAGCCCAAGCCUCCUUAUAUAUCAGGGACUCCAAUUUGAGGAACUUCAGCACCGUAUUGCACAUGAUAGCUCCAAACUCGGACUUCAUGCCACUAGUUUACAACAGUCAAAGGUAUUGGAGCGGUCUAAUUCCCUUAGACGUCGCAUAGAUGCAUGGAUAUCUGUCCAGCAUUUAUACAUGCCUGUUGUAGCUUCGCUCCGCUCGCGUGAUGAUGCGGGAGCUACAGAUCCAGUUGCUGUACAGGAUAUGAAACUUUUUCUCCCCUCUUUCAACACCAAUACUCUUCAAUGUUCACAUUUGUUACUCAAAUGUGAGUGGGAGUAUCGAUACGCACAAGCCGACGAAACUCCAACAUCACUCCGGGCACUUUUGUUGCUGCGGUCGCACAUGUACAAGUCAAAAUACCGUCAUUUUCGUGGCCAACGUAUGCAAACUCGAAGUCAGAAGCUACUGUCAGAUGUCCAAGAUAAAAUCAAUUAUUUGGUGAAGACAUAUAGGAGGAUAUAUACAGCAUUGGAAAACCUGUCUCCGAGUCUCAUCGAAACCUCGUGGCGCACUGUUUAUCGCCUCCUUCUAGACGAAGACGUUGCUGGUCUGACAUCAAUGGACGAUUUUGGUAGCGAGGGCAGGAAGCAAUUGUCGUGGAUUUGGAAAGUCCAAGGAACUGGUGCUGACGCUGAUGCAUGCACCCAAGCAGGUAUGCAGAUCACAGGCUGCAAGAGUACAAUCACUUAA